AUGGCUCUGCUGCCCCUCUCCUGCAGCCCUGCAGCAGUGGGAGCACAAAGCCUGACCUUUGAGAUCAGUGGAGAGGGGAAGCUGCCUCAGGUGAGGGUCCUGCGCCCGGUGCUGAAGGACAGGAGAGGGAACCCCCUGCUGCUCUUCAGGAAGCUCCUGCUGGGUGCCUGGGAGAAGCUGCCCCUGGUCCUGCAGAACUCUGGUGCUGUCCCUGCCCAGGUGCUGAUGGACCUGCUGGACGAAGAGGGAGUUUUCUUCUUGAAAGCCAGCCCCACCACCAAAUGCCUCUACCAAGCUGUGGGCAUGAAGGACUCUGCUGGAGAAGAGAAGAAGCUCCACACUGCCUCCCUGCUCCUGCGUCGUGGGGAGGUGGCAGAGUUUGAAGUGGUUUUCAAACCCACCCUGGCCCAACGCCUGGAAGGGAAGGUCCACCUGUCAGUGCUGGACAACCCCUCUGAGGCCACCAUCAGGCUGGUGGGUGAAGGCUAUGAAGAUGACUUCACCCUAGACAACAUCCAAGGCCUGGUGGCAGACAGGGAGGAGCAGAACCUCACUGAGAGCAGCCUGGAGGAGGAGGACAUCAUUGAGGCUGCCUCAGGAGACCACAUCCAGUUUGGGUUCUGUCCCAUUGGCGCUCCCUGCACUGUGACCUUCACCAUCACCAACCGCAGCAGGGUGCAGGCCCUGCGCUUUGAGUGGCUGCCUGAGGCCCCCUUCCACUUCUCCCCCCAGGUGGGACACCUCCAUGCUGGCUGUGCUAAGGACAUCACAGUGACCUUGCAAUCAGAAGUCGAGGUCACCUUCAAAAGGCACCCUGUGAAGUGUCAGGUGUCCAGGAUCUCCUUCCAGCUGCCACCAGAGGAGGUCCCUGACUGGGACGACCGCCUGCGUGCCAUCAAGUGGGUGGAUACCACAAGGGCCCCAGGUGCCAGGUGGCCUGUCAAGAAGAAGGUGAGAAGCACAGCAGCAAAAGCUACCUGA
Messenger RNA from Indicator indicator, 981 nucleotides. Its product is annotated as hydrocephalus-inducing protein homolog. The record is from RefSeq and is a predicted model, not a curated record. The transcript is spliced from 5 exons. Bases 1 to 981 code for a protein of 326 amino acids. Gene Ontology annotation, biological process: cilium movement; axonemal central apparatus assembly. Gene Ontology annotation, cellular component: axoneme. Lineage: Eukaryota; Metazoa; Chordata; Aves; Piciformes; Indicatoridae.